UCUACGCCGUUGCCCUUACGCAGGCUAAGUGUGUCAGUAUUAAAACAAAAAAAAAGACUAAGUGUUUACUGUUCUAUACGGGUUCGUACGUUUUGUUGCCGUUACGUUUUGUUGUUCGAUGGUUAUCAUCCGCUCUUGGAUCUGCAGCGCAGCAAAGGUUGUAGAGUUACUGCCACAAUACAACCGCCAGCCAGCGAAGAGCUGGUGCCGUCAGCAUUUACGUAUCGGUGAAAGUGACCAGGAGGUGUGCAGCAAAUAGUACUCCCCCUGCGCAUCCAUACACAUUCCAGCGCGAUAAGUCGCAGUAGGCCCUAGAAUUAAAGCAUCGCAGUAACAAUACGCCCCACAAGCAAGCACUCGGAAAAGCGGAACGGUCGUCUCACGGUCUGGCUGACCGCGAAACGUCCACUUAAUGCGCUUUUCGUUUCGUCCGGUUUCGCAUAACAGUGGCGUAAUGCUCGAUUUCAGCUUUACGCUGUUUGUGUCCGUGCUGCUCGGGCUCGGUUUGAUGUGGCUCGCUGGGCGGUACUUCCUGAAGGAGGAUGUCGUUUACAUACCGGACAACUGUCGACGCCAUGCGUGGAAAUCGGUGAAACUGCUAGCGCGAAGCUGCGUGUGUUCCGUCUGUGAUACGUCGAUGUCCUCCAAUGGACACUUUUGUGAAAGUUGUGGCGUUUGCUCAGACAAUGGGUGCGUCCGUAAGGCGGAUGAGAAGUUCCCCUGCAAGCAGCUUCGCAUACGUACCCGAGCGGACGAUGGUUCCACCAGCCGACACCUGUGGGUUCAGGGUAAUUUGCCACUCGGAUCGGAAUGUUGCGUGUGCAAGGAGGAUAUCGACCAGACAAGCGAGCUGGGCCUAUUCGGACAGCGGUGUGCCUGGUGUCAGCGGAUGGCGCACGACAAGUGCUUUAGCGAAGUGUCCUCGACGUUGUGUGAUUUCGGUCCGUUCAAGGAAAUGAUUUUCCCGCCGAAAUGUAUACUCGCUGCGCGCAGUAAGGUCGCCCAGAAGGUGCAUCUGACGGGAAUUAUACCACCCGAAUGGAAGGCUAAUUGGCGUCCGCUGAUCGUUGUUGCAAAUUCAAAAUCCGGCAGCAGUGGGGCCGAUCAGGUUGUGGCUCUCAUGCGUGGUAUCCUUCAUCCGCUGCAGGUAUUUGAGCUCGGUCAGCAUGGACCGCACGAGGCACUGCAGUGGGCUAUUCAUGCCGCACCGACCCGUUGUCGCAUAUUGGUUGCCGGUGGUGAUGGCACAGUAGGCUGGGUAUUGAACACCAUUUUGCAGAUGAAGGUAGAGCCACAUCCGGAGGUGGCCAUACUGCCACUCGGUACUGGCAAUGAUUUGUCCCGUGUGCUUGGCUGGGGUGCUGAAGGGCCGGACGAGUUCGAUCCGAUCGAUUACCUCACGCGCAUUGCUCAAGCCGAAACGGUACAGCUGGAUCGAUGGUUGGCGGAAAUUAAUACACACUCUAGCUUGGCAAGGUUUCAUGUGCCCGGGUUUAGCCAGUCGCGGCACUUCUACAUGUACAACUAUCUUAGCGUCGGGGUGGACGCACUGGUGACGCUGAAUUUCCACAAGGCACGAGAAAGUUCCUUUUACGUUUACAGCAGUCGUUUUGUGAAUAAGCUUCUGUACCUUUGCUUCGGAACGCAGCAAGUCGUGCAGCAGGACUGUGUUGAACUGGAGAAGCAUCUCGAUCUGUACCUGGAUGGUGUGCGCAUUGAUUUGCCUUCGCUGCAAUCCGUCGUCGUCCUUAACAUCGAUUCGUGGGGAGCGGGUGUAAAGCUGUGGGAAAUGAGCAAAAAUUCACCCACACACAGCAUUAUGAAGGAAAUUCAUAGCAUUUCCGAUGGCAUUUUGGAAGUGUUCGGUGUGGUUUCAUCCUUCCACAUUGCCCAACUGCAGGUGGGUCUCAGCAAACCGGUUCGCCUUGGGCAGGCCAAAAGCGUACGGAUUGUACUUAAGCGGACACUUCCGAUGCAGGCAGAUGGUGAACCGUGGAUGCAAUCGCCCUGUGAUAUUAAUAUUCAACACUACGGCCAAGCAACAAUGCUAAAGGACGUAAAAAAAUGAAGCGAACCCCAGUCGCUUGUAGUUUUUCCAAAACUGCCAUCGUACCGGUUGUUCGGUUUUAGCCGAACGCCAUCGAAUAGCGGUGGCCGUAUUGUUAGGAACACCACUUGAAAGAAUCUCUCGUAACUCGCUCCACGUUUUUGCCGUUGUGUUGCGGCUUUGCGUAAUUGCUGAAAGGUGCUCAGGUUGAUGUCCAUUGUUGAAUCGUGUGUAAACGGCGUGUGUGUUUGUGUGAAAUGUUUAGAUAUGUAACUUGUGCGUUUGCUUAAAAUUGAGCGCAAACCAUAUACCAGUUGUUCCCUUCGAAUGGUCCACUAUAGCCACACAAAUGAGUAACGAUAUUUAACAAAUUCAUCAUAAUUUUUUUAUAACCGUUUCCCGAUUGUUACAGCACGGGACAUCUCUUGAACUUAGUCUCUUGAACCUAAUUACUUAGUGUAUUUCCUAACCAGCGCCAACUAACUCGCAUCGUUGAACGCAACUCAAUUAGGUAUUGAUCUCAAUCACACACACACAAACAUUCACUUAACUACGACGGAAUUAUCAAGACCGUGUAAUCUCGCUGCAAAUCUAUUGCAAGAGGAAGAUUUUAUAUGCGAUCGUA
This is a messenger RNA of Anopheles moucheti, 2672 nucleotides long. RefSeq names its product diacylglycerol kinase epsilon (gene Dgkepsilon). The transcript has 5 exons. The coding region runs from base 413 to 2068 and encodes 551 amino acids. The record is from RefSeq and is a predicted model, not a curated record. Gene Ontology annotation, molecular function: ATP-dependent diacylglycerol kinase activity. Lineage: Eukaryota; Metazoa; Arthropoda; Insecta; Diptera; Culicidae.